GAGGGGCAGCGGAGGAAGCCCGAGGGAGGCCGACGGAGCCCGAGGGAGUCCGAGGGAACGGUGGCGGCGCGAGCUGGAGGCGGCCGGCCCGUGCUCGUCGGCCUCCGGCUCAACUGACCGCGGGCAGGCCCGCCGGAGACGGGCGGGCGGGAGGCUCGGAGCUUGUUUAAUGAAAAGUGCCAUACAUUGAAAAACCAAACAUGAGGGUAGCAGGUGCUGCAAAGCUGGUGGUGGCGGUGGCAGUGUUUUUACUCACAUUUUAUGUUAUUUCUCAAGUGUUUGAAAUAAAAAUGGAUGCAAGUUUAGGAAAUCUGUUUGCAAGAUCAGCAUUGGAUGCAGCUGCACGUGCUACAAAGCCUCCUAGAUAUAAAUGUGGAAUUUCAAAAGCUUGCCCUGAGAAGCACUUUGCUUUUAAAAUGGCAAGCGGAGCAGCCAACGUGGUGGGACCCAAAAUCUGCCUAGAAGAUAACAUUUUAAUGAGUGGCGUUAAGAAUAAUGUUGGAAGAGGAAUCAAUGUUGCCUUGGCAAAUGGAAAAACAGGAGAAGUAAUAGACACGAAGUAUUUUGACAUGUGGGGAGGAGAUGUGGCACCAUUUAUUGAGUUUCUGAAGAGCAUACAAGAUGGAACAAUAGUGCUGAUGGGAACCUACGAUGAUGGAGCUACCAAACUCAAUGAUGAGGCACGGCGGCUCAUUGCAGAGCUGGGCAGUUCUUCAAUCACUAAUCUGGGCUUCAGAGAUAACUGGGUCUUCUGUGGUGGGAAGGGCAUUAAGACAAAAAGCCCUUUCGAACAGCACAUAAAGAACAACAAGGAUACCAACAAAUACGAGGGAUGGCCUGAAGUUGUGGAGAUGGAAGGAUGCAUCCCCCAGAAGCAGGACUGACGAGGAAGCAUGGAACCCGGAAUGCAGCCACUUUGGCCGCUGUUGGCUGAGCUCGAAAGGAGAAACCAUGUGUAAAUAUUUUACGAGCAUGCCACAGUCUUGGUGUACGCAUGAGCAUUAUGUCUUUUGCCAUCGGGAGUAUUUAUUACUAACGUAAAUGGAUAUCUUUGUAAAUUGUCAAGCCCAGCAAGCGCGUCACUGAUUCCUAAGCGGAUCUCCCUGCGAGAACAGUGUGCAGACUGCUCUGGAGGUAAUGCGCUGUAACUCUGAAAACAGACGGACAGAAAACCAGAUUGUUGAAACUGUACUGACAUGUAUACUGGUUGCUGAGAACAUCUGUCAUGGGAUAGUACCAGAUCUUAGAGAAGAGACUUGGUUUUCUUUUCUAUAAAUCAUAUGUGUUUAUGUUAGU
This is a messenger RNA of Ochotona princeps (American pika), 1296 nucleotides long. RefSeq names its product FAM3 metabolism regulating signaling molecule C (gene FAM3C). Bases 201 to 884 code for a protein of 227 amino acids. Lineage: Eukaryota; Metazoa; Chordata; Mammalia; Lagomorpha; Ochotonidae. The transcript is spliced from 10 exons. The record is from RefSeq and is a predicted model, not a curated record.